Molecule: messenger RNA, 2814 nt
Organism: Plasmodium berghei ANKA
Lineage: Eukaryota; Apicomplexa; Aconoidasida; Haemosporida; Plasmodiidae
Product: glucose inhibited division protein a homologue, putative
Exons: 3
Coding region: 1-2814 (937 amino acids)
Biological process (GO): tRNA wobble uridine modification; tRNA methylation
Molecular function (GO): flavin adenine dinucleotide binding
Source: RefSeq, a predicted model, not a curated record
AUGGUUGAGGAAAUGCGUAUCCACUUUAGUUACAAUUCCCCCAAAAAAAAAAAUUUUUUUUUUUAUGUCUUAAUAUUCAUUAUUUUUUUUGUAAUACCGAAUUAUUCUUACAUAUUAGAGAGGAAAUCGCUAUUUUUGACACCACGUUUAUAUAGAAAAACUUAUAAGAAUUUCAAGAAAAAUUCCAACAAAUUGGAUUCGAAUCAAAAGCUCUUUAUUGGAAAAUGCUUUUGUAAUGAACAUGAAAAAAAAUAUGAUGUUAUAGUUAUAGGUGGGGGACAUGGCGGCUGCGAAGCUAGCUAUAUAAGUGCAAAAUUAGGAGCCAAAACAUUAUUAAUAACUCAAUGCAAAGAAAGCAUAGGAGAAAUGUCAUGCAACCCAUCUAUUGGAGGAAUAGGGAAAGGAAUACUUGUAAAAGAAAUAGAUGCAUUAGGAGGAUUAAUGGGAAAAGUAAUAGAUAAAAGUGGAAUUCAUUUUAAAAUAUUAAAUUUAAAAAAAGGAUUAGCUGUUAGAGGGCACAGAGCACAAGCAGAUAGAGAUUUGUAUAAUUAUUAUAUGAAAGAAUAUAUGUUUAAUAUGCCUAAUUUAUAUAUCCUUGAAAAUACUGCCCAUUCAUUAUUAAUUGAAAAUUCAAUGACACGAAAUGAUAGUACAAAUAUGGAGGAAAAAAAAAAAUGCAAAUAUGUAUACGGAAUUAAAAAUAAAUGUUCGUGUGAAUUUUAUGCUGAUAAUGUUAUUUUAACUACUGGUACAUUUUUAGGAGGGAUAUGCCAUAUAGGAAAAGAUAAAUACAAAGGGGGUCGAAUUAAAAGGAUCCUAGGCAAGGGGAAGGAUAAUCAAUUGACAGAUGCAGGGACUAUUAAUUCAAGUAAAAUAAAGAAAGAAACCAACAAGAAUAAGAUGCAAAAAAUAAAUGACAUACAUAAUUGCAUUGGAAAUAAUAAUGAUAAUAAAAAUGAGAUGGAACCAAAUUCUAUCUUUUAUAACUUGAUUGAAGAAUCUACGAAAAAUAUUGCAACCCAACUUAAAGAAAACAAUUUUGAAAUAAAAAGAAUGAAAACCGGUACACCUCCAAGAUUAUGCAAAAACAGCAUAAAUUUUGAUAUUUUAGAAAAAGAAGGAACAGAAAAAAAACAUCCUUUUUAUUUUUCCUUUUUAAAUAGUAAUAAAAUAAAUAAUAAUAAAACAUUACCGUGCUAUAAAACUUAUACAAAUAUAAAAACCCAUGAACUCGUCAUAAAAUAUUUAAAUGAAUUACCAGAUUUUGAUUGUUAUGAUAAACUUGGCAAUGGACCAAGAUAUUGCCCAUCGAUAGCUAAAAAAGUUACAAAAUUUUCAGAAAAAAAAAAACACAUAAUAUGGUUAGAACCAGAAGGUUUUAACAAUAUAUUAAUAUAUCCAAAUGGGUUAAGUUCAGCCUAUCCAUUAAAUAGGCAACAAGAAAUUAUAAAUUCAAUAAAAGGUUUGGAGAAUGCAAAAAUACUUUUUCCUGCUUAUGAUGUUGAAUACUUUUAUGUUAAUCCCAAAUGUUUAAAUUAUACAUUAGAAACAAAAAUAAUUAAUGGAUUAUUUUUAUCUGGUCAAAUAUGUGGAACAACCGGAUAUGAAGAAGCAGCUUGUCAAGGAAUAGUUGCGGGAAUUAAUGCAGCAUUAAAUUCGUUAAAAAAAAAAAAUAUAAAUAUAUCAUCCAUAAAUAAUUUUGUAUUAACACGAAAUGAUAGUUAUAUAGGAGUUUUAAUACACGAUCUUAUAAAUAAAGGAAUUACAGAACCAUAUAGAAUGUUUACCUCUCGAGCUGAAUAUAGAUUAUAUUUACGACCUGAUAAUGCUGAUAUUAGAUUAACACCAAAGGUAGCAAAAUUAGGUAUAGCUUCAAAGGAAAGACUAUAUAUAUUAAAUCAUAAAUAUUACUCAGUUAAUAAAAUUAUAUCUGUUUUUAAGAAAUCAACUUUAAAUAAUUCGGAAAAUCAAAAGCUUAUAGAAGAAGGAACGAAAAAAAGAGAUCAAGCUAAUGGUAUUGAAAAUAAUUCUAUCAAAAAUAAUGAUGAUAGUGAGAAUGUUAUAAAUGAUCUGUCUCAUAUUUCUGAUGGAAUUCUACCAAUUACUAACAUAACCAACUACAAUAUUAAACAUAAAAAAAAAUUAUUUUUGAAUAGUAAUGAAGAUAAAAAAAAAAAUGAAACUAUCGAAACUAGCAAAAUAAGUGAUAGAUAUGUGGAUAUGAAUAAUAAUAAUAAUGACACUUAUCCCUUGACGUCAAACUAUAAUACUACUAAUAUAAACAUAGAGUUAAAUACUAAGAGUAAAGGAAAAAAUGGUGUAAAUACUGUUUAUAACAUAUUAAAAAGUGGGAUAGAAUGCUCGUUAAAUGUUUUGCAAAAUAAAUUGAAAGAAGUAGAAAACGACGGAAGAUUAAAAAAUAUAAUAUUGAAUAAGCAAAAUAAUUUAGACACAUAUAUAGAUAAUUAUGAUAUAAUAUACAAUUUAAAUUUUAAUGAAAUUUUAAUAAACAACUCAGUAUUAGAAACAGCAUGUGCUGAAGUUAAAUAUUCCUCUUAUUUAAAGAAGCAGAUAAACGAGAUAAACAAAAUCAAGAACAAUUUUAAUUUAGCAAUUCCAAAGACCAUAAAAUAUGAUAGGAAUAAUUUCCCUUAUUUGUCCAACGAAGAAAUUGAAAAACUCACCAAAUUCAGACCAUCCAAUUUGAAUGAGGCCAAUAAAAUCGAAGGUGUAACGAUGAGUGGCAUAUACUAUUUGUAUCAUUACAUAAAAAAAGAAAAAAAAGAAAAAAAUCAUGAAAAACAAGGCAACUAA